CAAUCUGUGUGAAUAAACAAAGGAGCAGAGGAUUUGUUCCUAGCCCAUUGAGAAGCUUUGGCAACUGUUUCCAACUUUGCUAAGAAGAUAUCCGUUAAGUUCAACUUAAUAGUAAGGCCUGAUAAAAAUAAACCUUUCCCGUUUCGAAGAAUGGCUCCCCCCCGCAGCUUUUCCACUGAUAAUAGAAGAGUCCACAUGGAGACAAAUGUUGUUGUCAGAAAAGUUCCAAAUCCAUCAAUUCCAACAUUUCAUCUCUUAUCACAAGAUUCGCCUUCAAGAUCUAGAUCCAAAUCUAGAUCUAGAUCCCCUGAUAUCUCUGAAAACAAAAAUACCAGCGUGCUUCCCUUUGAAUCUCCUUCAUACACAUCUGAAACAGACCCUACAUGGAGGUACAGAAAGAAGUACAAUUGUUUGGUUGUAGAAGACACGGAAGAGGGAUUUUCGAGCGAAGAAGGGGAAGGGGAAGAGAUAACCUCUGUGUAUGACCCGACCAAAUUGACAUGCGUUGAAUAUUUUUUCAUGGAUGACCCUCCAAAAAGACCUUCUUGGCUGGAACCAUGUGGUGACGUGUUAUGCCCGGUGUGCACAGUCGCUGGAGCUGAAAGAUAUGCAAGACUUGCAGCUGAAGGACGUCCAGCCCCGGGGUCUGGAUUGUUUCGAGCUCGACGUCCAUUGAAGAGGAGUUCGGUUAUGGCUGCUUCGGGAGACGUAGGGAAAGAAACACCUUCAAAAGCUGCAUGUUCCGAUGCUGACAAUGGCGGAACUUCAUUCAAAUCAAAUGGAAAUAAAGGCAAAUCCAUUAAAGGAAAGGGUCUGCAGAGAAAAAAAUCUGAUGGGGAAAGUCAGUAGUAAAUGUAGUUAUUUAUAGUACUUCUUCUUUUCAAUUCUUGAUUUCUUUCUCCCCUGCAAUGGGUCUUUUCCUUUCGAAAUCAUGGCUUUUCCGGCACUCUGUUUUUGACAAAUCUUCCUUCUUUGGCCUCUCAAUUCAUCUUCUCCUGCUUUUUUCGUGUUGAUUUCUCACUCUAAUGGCCGAUUAUGUCAAUUCUUUAAAAAAAAGAUUCGUUUUUUGCCCACAAAUCGCCCUGAAACGGAGAAUUUUCAAGAAACAGAGUGCCAGAAUUGUGUGAUUUUGCUUUCUUUUUGUGCGAAAUUCAAAAUUCCCAUUUUUUCCCUCACCUUUCUGCUAAAAUGGAAUGGAUAUAUACGAAGUUUGGACGGUUUCAGUUCAGAGUUUUUUGGGGGCUGAAGGGCUAUAAAUACUCUUCUUUCCCGUCGGUUUAAGCUGAUCAAGAACUGUUAUUUAUAAUUAUAAUUAUUAUUUUCGCAGGUGAAAGAUUU
Cuscuta campestris is the source of this 1338-nucleotide messenger RNA. The record is from the annotation of a GenBank genome assembly. Lineage: Eukaryota; Viridiplantae; Streptophyta; Magnoliopsida; Solanales; Convolvulaceae.